Messenger RNA from Effrenium voratum, 2935 nucleotides. NCBI's taxonomy places the organism in Eukaryota, Dinophyceae, Suessiales, Symbiodiniaceae. The record is from the annotation of a GenBank genome assembly.
UCAAGGUGCGAGCGAAUGGGGUGAGGUUGGCCCUAGUUGCAGCCACCUCUGGCCAGAGCGCGCUUCAGGGACAUGGCAGCGCCAGACGUAGACCUGGACCUGGGGGACUCGCUGCCGCCCUAUGCCUCGGAGGAAAACAAGAAGCUCGAUGCAGAGAUCAAGCAGAAGCAGACGCAGAUCGAGUCGAUUGAGGAGCAAAUCGAGAGAGAUGGCGCACGUGUGAAGAUCAUGACCGACCACCUGGUAAAUGUUCAGCAGGAGUUGGUGAACACACAGCAGCUGGUGGAUGCCAAAAAGAACGAGUCGGCCACCGAGGAGCACCUUCAGGCUCUGACAAAUCGGCAGCUGGGCCGAUUGAACUCAGAGAUCGUGAGGCUACAGAAGGUCUUGGAAGACACCCAGGAUCAGAUCAACGCAUUCUCCAAUGAGCUGAUGCGCGGCAACGAGAAGUUGGAUCAGUUCAAGCUGGAGAUGAACUGGAACCAGGAGGAGCUGGAGCAGUGGGCCAUCGCCGCCCGACAGAAGGAGGAGGAUGAGCUUACACUGGAGAAGUACAAGCGCGCCGAUGACUCCAAGGUGCGGGAGCUCACGUUGACCGUGGAGAAGCUCACGGUAGAGAACUCGAACCGGCGAAAAGAGCUGGACGACUUGGUCACAGACACGCAGGCCAAGCAAAUCGAGAUGGACAAGACUGCGGAGCUUUUCCGACAGCUACAUGAUGAUCGGAAGAGGAUCAUCGAGCAGUGGGAGGAGUCUGUGAAGAGCAUGAAAAGCCGCGACUCGCAGUUGGAGCGUUUGGGCGAGGAGUAUGCAGCCAACAUGACCCGCAAGAAGACCAAGGAGGACAAAAUGAAGGAGCGCAAGCAGUUCUUCGAGGACAUCGAGGGAGAGAACGAGAAGAUGGAGCAAACAAUCCAACAGACGGAUCGGCAGCUGGUGCGCAUGCGCAUGGACCACAUGGAGGCCAAGACCUCGCUCACCGGCUUCAAGGACGAGGUGGAGGUGAUGAAGAAUCAGCUGAAUGCGUGCAUCUCCGAGAAGAUUCGGACGCAGAACGAGCAGGAGGUGGGCGCCAAGCGCUUGGAGCAGCGGAAGGACAAGCACGACGAAGCCUACAAGAGCCUGGAGCUGCACAAGAAGGCCCAUGCCGACCACCAGGAUAUGCGCAGGAGCAAGGAGCAGAUGAGCGAAGACGCAGAGAAAGCGAGGCAGGAGAUGCUGAACAACAUGAAGAUGGUGGAAAAGGAGAUGAAAGCCGCCAAGGAGAGCCACUACAAGGAGAGCCAGGAGCUCUACCGGCUCCGCGGGGAGGAGGCCACCACACUGGGCGCCAUCAGCGGCGCGCAGUCGGCCAUCAAGAACCUCCAGCUACAGAUCAGCAAGCUGGACCAAGAGCGGCAGCGCCAGCAGGAGCUGCUCUACGCUGUAGACUUCCAGUCCCAGCUCAUGCAGCGUAAGGUGGCGCGAGUUUCCGGCGAGCGCACCAUCGAGGAGAAGGAGGAGCAUAACCGCAAGGCGGAGCAGCUGGAGAAGCAGCUGGAGGAGCAGAAGAGUUUGCACGCCAUCCUCCAAGCGCAGAUCAAGCGGCAGGAUGCGGAGCUGAAGAACUCGCAGAGGACCUUGGCCAAUGUCAAGAAAGACUGCGAGGGCAUGAAGACCACUAUGGAGGAGCUCGAGCUGCAAAAUACCAUCAUGAACCGCGCGGUCGCCAAGGUGGUUAAGGACAAGGAGGAGUCUCUGAUGCAGCACGACAUCCUGAAGUUGGAGGUCAAGCGUCUGAAGCAGCAGCUGUCAUCCAAGACCGAGAACUUGUACAGCUUGGAGAAUCGCAAGCAGCAGCUACAGAUCAGCAUGGAGGAGAGGGAGAAAGAGAUCGAAGUGCACACGGAGGUUCUGCGGGCACAGCUGCGGGCCGCGGAGGAAGAGAAGCACAAGGUGGCGAUUGAGCUUGCGGAGCGCAAGCAGAAGAUCUUCACCUUGAAGAGCAAGUACGACAACGUCAUGAGCAAGGUGAAGAAAGAGGAGGGCGAGCAGCUCAGCCAGGCCCAUUACAUGAUCAAGGCGGCGCAGGAGAAGGAGGAGCUGCAGCGCCGGGGGGACGAGUUGGACGACAAGAUCCGGCGCGCGGAGAAGGAGAUCCGGUCGUUGGAAAACACUCUAGGGCACCUGGUGCAGCGGAACCAGAAGUUCAAAGAGAAUUUGCAGACCACCAACCUGCAGAAUCAGUCCGAGGUUGAGGAGAAGCAGACCCUGGAGGAGCAGUCCCGGGCUGCGAACGAGGUCCUCUUCAAAAAGAAGAAGGUUCUCGCGCAGAUCGAGCAGGAGGCACAGGAGGAUGUGAAUCGCUUCGAGGAGCUGCAGCGAUCAAUGCAGCACUUGGAGGAGCAGGUGAACGAGCUCACGGCGGCCCGGGAUGUGCUGCGGCAGGACAUCGAGGCCCAGGGGCCCAAGCUGGACCGCGCGCAGCAGGCGCUGGAGUCCGCACGGGCGAGAGCCAUCCAGGCUGGCGUGGACUUGGCGCCUGAGGCGCCGCCAGCGGUGGACAUCCAGGCUCGUGGACUCAGGGAACAGAAUCAGAGCCUGCUCUUCGCCCUGAGCAACGCCCUCCAAGAUUACACGGAGGACGUCCUGCCCCUCUUUGAGAAUCUCUGCCACGAGCGAGGGCUGGCGCUCCCGUCGCGGCCGCCCUCUGCCUCGCGGCCGGGCAGUGGCCGGAUGUGAAGGCUUCGAAGUUGGAUCUCUCACGAAGGAGCCGAGAGUCGGGCGCGUUGCAGGUGGGUUUCACCCCCGUGCUUGGCCAAAGGCCGGCAUGGGGCAUCCAGACGUGCGCCUGACCAACCAGAUGCGUUGCCUUUUCUGCCGAGCGGCAGGUCAAAUCAGCAGCUCCAGCUGUGAUUCUCCGAUACUGUGCCAGACCGGCAAGAGAUUCAGGGGA